This is a messenger RNA of Parnassius apollo (apollo), 990 nucleotides long. NCBI's taxonomy places the organism in Eukaryota, Metazoa, Arthropoda, Insecta, Lepidoptera, Papilionidae. The record is from the annotation of a GenBank genome assembly.
AUGGUUAUUAUUAGAUUUGAUAAUAUUCUCAUUGAUUUACAGGUCAAUUUUGAAGAAUUGCUGCUCAACAAAAUAAAACAGGAUAAGAAGGACAUUAAUUAUCAAACAAAGAAAACACGUGUUGCUAAAGGAGCUGAAAUAAUAACUUGUAAACAAUUAGAAGACUUGGAAAAGCAAAGUAACGAAACAGCGUCAAAGAAAGCUAAGCCGAAAAAAAGGAAGUCAAUAAAAGAUAUAAAUUUCGCAGAUGCGGGACCUUCAGGUAUAAAAAAAGGGAGUAAACAGAAAAAAACAGGCCUCUACCGUGACGACAUAGACAUUGAUCAAUAUUAUAACGAUGAAACACUCAGAGAAGAAAAUUGGCCAGAGGAUUUAAAUUUUGAGAUGGAGAAUUUAAACUCUUUGGAAAAAUAUGAGAAUAAAGAAAUUUCAAAUGAAGUUAAAGAAUGCGAAAAUGGAAAUCCUCAUACCAAAACUAAAAAUAAAAGUGUGGGUAAAAAGAGUAAAGCAAAAGAAAAUAACCAAGGCUCAAAAGAAACUAAUAAGACUGAUGAUGACUCUAGUGUAGUAGGAAAUUUCGACUUAUCAUCUGAAACCGAAAGUGUAAGAGGAUCUGAGUCAGCGUCUCCACAAAAGAAAAAGAGAGUUACGAAAGCUAGCUUACUGCAAAAGCAUGAGUCACUCAUAAAUACAGCUGGGAAACUUCUGCAUAAAAAAGAAGAGGAAUGGGAAAUUAUAGGCUUGCAACUGAAGGAUCUAAAUAAAAGACAGUUUUAUAUAGCUCAGAAAAUAAUACAUGACACACUCUAUUACGCCCAAAUGGGAAUGUUAGCUGAACAUUCAUCUGUCACUGGGCUCGAACAUAAUCAAUCACAGCACACGUACGAGUCAACAGUUGGAAACCGUAGAACUACACAAAUAUAUCAAGCUCCAUUUCGCUAUCCAGCCCGUAGAUUGGAUACUCAAUCAGUACUAUCUGGUGCAUCAUAA